Messenger RNA from Lathyrus oleraceus (garden pea), 1808 nucleotides. Its product is annotated as ultraviolet-B receptor UVR8. The record is from RefSeq and is a predicted model, not a curated record. The transcript has 5 exons. NCBI's taxonomy places the organism in Eukaryota, Viridiplantae, Streptophyta, Magnoliopsida, Fabales, Fabaceae. The coding region runs from base 169 to 1584 and encodes 471 amino acids.
GAAGAGUAAUCUCUCCAGUCAAAUACAACGCAAAGUGGAUAAUUGCAGCUGACCAUUAUACCAAAUAAGGGGAGAAUGAAAGUUGAUAAAUAGAGGCUAUUAUUUUGCAUAAGCUGUAUAGGUUCAAAAUCCAAAACUCCAACUGGUUUAGUCACGAUAACGGAAGAUAUGGCAAGCUCCGGCAACUCACCUUUUAGAGUAACCUCCAUCGCUGCAGGGGAAGCACAUACUCUCCUUCUCACUGAGGAUGGACGUGUAUAUUCUUGGGGAAGAGGAACAUUAGGAAGACUUGGUUUGGGUUCAGAACAAGACCAACUUUUUCCAGCUCAAAUCAAGUUUGGAUCACAAGACUCUGUUAGAAUAGUGGAAAUUGCUGCUGGUGCAUAUCAUAGUCUAGCUCUUGCAGAUGAUGGAUCUGUUUGGUGCUGGGGUUACAAUUUAUAUGGUCAACUUGGUAUCAUCAAUGAAGAGGAUUCCCACAAUCCAAAAUAUACAGACGGAUAUUAUUCCGUUAUUCCUUGCUUGUUGAACAAGUUUCUUGAGUUGCAUCCUCCAGAUUCUUCAACCUCAUUGAUAGAAGAAGCAGAAGCUAAACCACCACUAAAGAUAGUUUCUGUCAAAGCAGGAGGAAUGAUGUCACUUUCUAUUGAUAAUCUUGGAGCCCUAUGGAUGUGGGGAAACUGUCCUAAUCAAAGCAAAGAUGGUAUAUUCUCAAUAGUAAGCAAUUUCACUCCAACUCCGGUUUGGGAUUUUCAUGGUCACAUUGUGGUAAAAGUUGCAUGUGGAAAUGAACACAUUAUAGCACUAGUUAGUGUUGGAGAAUCAUACAAUGGUGAACAAGAUGAUCUCAUUUGUUACUCUUGGGGGAACAACAAUCAUGGUCAAUUAGGUUUGGGUGAUGAAGAGAAUAGACCAAAUCCAGAAAUUGUAAAAACAUUUGAUCAAAAUUCUCAUUGGUCAAUUUAUGAAAUAGCAUGUGGUGCUUUUCACACUGCCUUGUUAACUCAUAGAAAAAAAAGGCCUAAUGACACAUUAGAAUUAGAAAGUGUGUGUUGGACAUUUGGUCAUGGUGAUAAUGGACAACUUGGUCAUGGAACAAUACAAAGUACAUCAAUUCCUGAACCUGUUCAAGAAUUGCCACAGUUUGUGAACCUUGUUUCUGUUGACUGUGGUUUGUUUCAUACUUGUGUUGUUUCGUCGGACGGGGAUGUUUGGUCGUGGGGAAUGGAGAAGGGGCUUGGAUUAUAUCCAGAUGCACGAGUUGUUGGUGAAUAUUCAAGCGACGCUCUUUCUCCGCUUGCUGUAAGUAAUCCUUGCGAGGAUAAAUUUUUGGAACCGGUUCAAGUCGCAUGUGGCGCGGCUCAUACGGUUAUUGUUGCACAAGAGGGUUAUAAAGUUUGGUCUUUAGGAAGAGGAAGAAGUGGAGUCCUUGGAAACGGUAAGGUAAUGGAUUGUUACACUUCUACCUUAGUGCUAUGGCCUCCAUUGGUGGAAGAUUUUAAUAUCAAACAAGAGGAACCGUCGAGUUCGCGCGAGCAAGAAAAGGGAAAGAAGAAAACUGAAGGAGUAACAGAAAACAUAUGAGAAAUAUUCAUCAGUAGUGUAUAUAAAAGUAAAAAUUACACCAUUGUUAUCAAAGUAUAGCACAUUCAGGACAAUAAGCUGAUUAUGGCCUAAUUAUUUGUUGUAUCUAGUUUCUAUUGGGUGAUUGAGUUCUUUUAGGUGAUUGAAUUUGCAGAAAAAUUGAAUACAAAUAGUUCACAAAUAUCAUGUAAAUUCUGGUAUGAUGUAUUUUGCGGCUGUGUUCA